GUGUGUGUGUGGGAGGGGGGAGCGUGAAGAGAGUAAAUGGGAUCUUUCGCGCGCUCUGGAUGCUUGUGCGCAUGUGUGUGCGCUCUCUCGCGCCUGCUGUUUCGGUCGCUCACGCGCACGCCCUUCGGCUGUUGAAACUGCUCGGAAUAGUUUUCUUGAGGCGGGCGGAGCCGCUGUGUGUCCCGCGGUAAACAGCUGGUUGGAGGCGGCGCCGGGCUGCUUCCCUCCUCCGCUGGGACUCCCCCAGCUCGGUUCGACGUUGUGAUUGGGUGGAAAAUGGCGCUGCGCGGAUGGAAAUCCUAAUGACAGUCUCCAAAUUCGCCUCCAUCUGUACCAUGGGCGCUAAUGCCUCAGCUUUGGAGAAAGAGAUUGGUCCAGAACAGUUUCCAGUCAAUGAACACUAUUUUGGCUUAGUAAAUUUUGGAAAUACAUGCUACUGCAAUUCAGUUCUUCAGGCACUUUAUUUCUGUCGUCCCUUUCGAGAGAAAGUCUUGGCAUAUAAGAGUCAGCCUAGAAAAAAAGAGAAUCUACUUACCUGCUUAGCUGAUCUCUUUCACAGCAUAGCCACUCAGAAGAAAAAAGUUGGAGUGAUACCUCCAAAAAAGUUCAUAACAAGAUUGCGAAAAGAAAAUGAGCUUUUUGACAACUACAUGCAGCAAGAUGCACAUGAGUUCUUGAACUAUCUGCUGAAUACAAUUGCUGAUAUUUUGCAAGAAGAGAGAAAGCAAGAGAAACAAAAUGGUCGUCUACCAAAUGGCAGCAUUGACUGUGAAAACAAUAACUGCCCCCCAGACCCCACAUGGGUUCAUGAAAUCUUUCAAGGAACGUUAACGAAUGAAACAAGAUGUCUUACUUGUGAAACAAUAAGCAGCAAAGAUGAAGAUUUUUUAGAUCUCUCUGUAGAUGUGGAGCAAAAUACUUCAAUUACUCACUGUUUAAGGGGUUUCAGCAACACAGAAACCCUGUGCAGUGAAUAUAAAUAUUAUUGUGAGGAAUGUCGCAGUAAACAAGAAGCACAUAAAAGAAUGAAAGUGAAAAAACUACCAAUGAUUCUAGCUCUCCAUCUGAAGAGGUUUAAGUACAUGGAUCAGCUACAUCGAUAUACAAAGCUGUCUUAUAGGGUAGUAUUUCCCUUAGAGCUUCGACUAUUUAAUACUUCGGGAGAUGCCACUAAUCCUGACAGAAUGUAUGAUCUUGUGGCUGUGGUAGUUCACUGUGGAAGUGGACCUAACAGAGGACACUACAUUGCGAUAGUGAAGAGUCAUGACUUCUGGUUGCUCUUUGAUGACGAUAUUGUAGAGAAAAUAGAUGCACAAGCUAUUGAAGAAUUCUACGGGUUGACAACGGACUCCUCUAAAAACUCUGAGUCUGGUUAUAUCCUCUUCUAUCAGUCUCGGGACUGAAUGGGAUCUGUGGUGAAGAGUGACUUCCAGCCUGACUUCUUUUCUGGCUGUUGUGGAAAGGAGAAAGCACUGAUUCUUUUCUUUUUCUUUUGUUUUUUCUUUCCUUCUUUCUUUUGUAAAAGGAAUGCAGGGAGUCAAGGGGGUGGCAGCACAGUUUGCACAGAACAAAGCAAAGAUUUCAGAGAGGCUUUUUAAAACUCUUCAUAUCAUGUUAAUUUAAUUUUGCUCAGGUUUCAUGGUGACAAUGUGAUCCACCACAAUUGUCCUGUGGGAGCAAAUGACAGAUAGUCCUGUAAGAGUUUUCCAUCAAGCAGCUGAACUGUAUCUAGAUUUGAUCCAAAGUCCAUGUCAGUGGAAACACUUUCAUACUUUUUAGUAUACUUUGAAUUUUGGCCAGUGUUGCCCUGAAAGCAAGUGCAACAGAAACAAUAUAAAUCUGACAUACUAAUUCUCAUGUUUAUUUUUUUAUUAUGAGAAGUGCAAAUUAUUUGGGUGUUUUUUGUUUUGUUUUGUUUUUUGCUUACACUCAGUUCUAAAAGUAUAAUUUUUUUCUAAUUUUCUUGCAUGCCUAGUUAGAGAGAGUUAGCCUAACAGUUGCCUUCCUGGCCAGAAUAAAUUAAUAAAAUUGAUAUUUAGACUACAAUUAAGAAGGCAAGUAUGUUUUGCUUCCUUUAAGAAGCUUACAUUACAGUAAUAUGUACCUCUAUGAUUGGGAACAGUUUGGGCUUUUAAGCUUCCUAUGGGGAAGAACUAUAGCUUAUUUUUAUUUAUGCUUUAUUGUAACUUCCGGAGGUUGUAUAUUUUGUAUUCUCUUCAAUUUCAACAAGUUUUUGGAACCUAGUUUUGUAUAUUAGCUUGUAUCAGAUUUGAAUCUUGUUUCAUGGUUCAUCUAAAAGAAUUAUUUCAACUCUUCAUAAAAUACCUUCAGAAUCUAGGAAAGAGAUGUUAUUUGUGCGGUUUGGCUGUCACCAGACAAACUGGUAUGUUUGGCUAUAUUGUCAUAAUUCAUUCUGAGAGUCUGAAAUUGAAAUUUUCUUCUGAAGCUAUAAAAAGACGAGUUGUUUUAUUGCAAUUUGAUGCUGGGGCAUUGGUGGUGAGCCAGUCAUUUUCUUUUCUAAAGAGCUUGACAGUAGGCUAGAAUUGCACUGGGGAAUACAAUAGAACUGGGGAGGCGAAGACAUUUGUAUUACUUGGAUUAAUCUGAAGUACCUUUUUAACCAUCAAUUCCAUGAUAUAUUGCAACUUUGUUUGAUCCAGCAUUAAUGUUAAGAAUUUAACCAACAAGGUAUUCUGAAGGUAUGUUACAAUGUACAGUCUGUAGUUGGGGCAGAACUGAAAAUUUCAGGGCCUUCCUCCUGGAUUAUUUCAUUAAAUGGAUGAAUAGCUGGAAGACUCCUUGCAGUCCUGUGAUAGCUAUACCAGUAAAUUCUAAACAUUAAUAAAAUAGCCUCUGAGAUUUGAUAAGAUUUACAGCAGAAAGGGAUAAUAGCGCUCAACUCUUGUGAUGGAUACUUCCAGUCAUUACUAUAUUGACUGACAGUGGCUGAAUGUAACUUCUUGGGCAGGAAAAGGCUGAGCAUACAUUCCCAAUGAGUAAUCAUGCCUAUUAAUUUGGCAUCCUUUUUUCAGAAUGUGGGUUUUUUCCUUGUAGUUCUUGUUUUGUUUAAAAUGUUAAAAGUUUUCUGUUUGCUGCUAUAGUUAAUGCGUUUACUUUACACAUCUGUUAGCUCAGGAAAAUGACUUUCACCUCUUCAUGUAACAGAUUUUUAAAACAGGGUCACUAAGUGAGCUAUUUAACAAAUGUGAAAAGGUCAUAUCAAACUGUAAAGAAUUUUUUUUUAUAAAAUGUUUUGAAGUUUUGUCUUGAA
Molecule: messenger RNA, 3271 nt
Organism: Heteronotia binoei (common prickly gecko)
Lineage: Eukaryota; Metazoa; Chordata; Lepidosauria; Squamata; Gekkonidae
Gene: USP12
Product: ubiquitin specific peptidase 12
Exons: 9
Coding region: 291-1403 (370 amino acids)
Biological process (GO): protein deubiquitination
Cellular component (GO): nucleus; cytosol
Molecular function (GO): cysteine-type endopeptidase activity; cysteine-type deubiquitinase activity
Source: RefSeq, a predicted model, not a curated record